AUGAUCUGGUGGGGAUGGCUGGCAUUCAACACCUCGUCCAACUAUUCUGUUUCCGAACACCAAUGGACAGAAGGAAGCCGAUCAGCUGUUGGAACCAUUAUGGCUUCAGUCGGCGGCGGAAUGGUCACCAUAUUGAUUUCACGUUACGCAACAAAAAAGAUCGAAGUCGACAUGCUCAUCGAUGGAUUAUUAGCCUCUUUAGUUUCGAGUACCGCUGGCUGCCUCUUCUACACCCCGUGGCAGGCGACCCUGGUCGGGGCCAUCGGGUCGACCUUGGCAUUGAUAGCAUAUCCGGUGUUGGAGAGAGCAAAGAUCGAUGACCCAGUCGGUGUGAUUCCUGUGCACGUGGUCGGCUCCGUCUGGGGAAUGAUCAGCCCAGCAAUUUUCGUCUGUCGCGAUUUCGGUCUAGCUGAACACAAGGUCACCAAUGAGAACGAUCUCUCAGGACUUCUGUAUGGUGGCGGCGCAACAUUACUGUUCUAUCAACUCGCAGCUCUUGGUGUGAUCGCCCUCUUCAGCGCAGUCUGUGCUUUCUCAAUACUUUGGACGUUGCAACAUUCGCCGAUCGGUCUUCGUUUAUCGCGGCUCGACGAGGAACUCGGCGCCGAUCUGAGAGAGCACGGCCUUGCCGGUGUCAAUGUAAUGGCGUACACUAUCGAGAAAAAACUGACUGCUAAAACCCUGAGCUCUGUGUUGAUGGUCAUCAUCCGAUGGCGUGCAAAGGCGAAGCUGAGAGCAGCCAGACGACGCGUCGCCGACGCUUCUCAGCAAUCCGAAACACCGAAGGGUGUCGAGAUGACUCGGAUUCAGAAACGAAUCGUGCCCAGUGCUAAUCACACUCGGUCACCGGCUAGUUCAAGGACAGGUUGA
Messenger RNA from Ostertagia ostertagi, 870 nucleotides. Lineage: Eukaryota; Metazoa; Nematoda; Chromadorea; Rhabditida; Trichostrongylidae. The record is from the annotation of a GenBank genome assembly.